Messenger RNA from Pezoporus occidentalis (night parrot), 2672 nucleotides. RefSeq names its product C-C motif chemokine receptor 7 (gene CCR7). Gene Ontology annotation, biological process: calcium-mediated signaling; G protein-coupled receptor signaling pathway; positive regulation of cytosolic calcium ion concentration. Gene Ontology annotation, cellular component: membrane; external side of plasma membrane. The record is from RefSeq and is a predicted model, not a curated record. NCBI's taxonomy places the organism in Eukaryota, Metazoa, Chordata, Aves, Psittaciformes, Psittacidae. The coding region runs from base 112 to 1236 and encodes 374 amino acids. Gene Ontology annotation, molecular function: chemokine (C-C motif) ligand 21 binding; C-C motif chemokine 19 receptor activity; chemokine (C-C motif) ligand 19 binding. The transcript has 3 exons.
AAAAGAGAGUAUCCCAAAGAGGGUCUCUGGCAGGAGCUGCGGCGUGGGGAGGCUGCGCUGGAGCAUGCGAUGCUCUUACUAACCUUGUGCCUGCAUCUCUGAAACCAGACCAUGGAGGGGGGCAAGCCGUUAAAGGUCGCUCUUGUUCUCAGCCUGCCCCUGUUUUUUCAGGUCUGUGCUGGAAACAACGUCACCGAUUACUAUGACUCCAACACCACCAUCGACUACAACGAGUUCGAGGUCCUGUGUGAGAAGGAUGAUGUCCGUAACUUCCGCGCUGCCUUCCUCCCAGCCAUGUACGCCCUCAUCUGCUUCACAGGGCUGCUGGGGAACGGGCUGGUGGUGCUCACCUACAUCUACUUCAAGAGGCUCAAAACCAUGACAGACAUCUAUUUGCUGAACCUGGCCCUGGCAGACAUCCUCUUCCUGCUGACCCUCCCCUUUUGGGCCACAACUGUAGCCAAGCACUGGCUUUUUGGGAAGUUUGCCUGCAAAGCUGUGUAUUGCAUCUGCAGAAUGAGUUUCUUCAGCGGGAUGCUGCUCCUCCUGUCCAUCAGCAUCGACAGGUACUUUGCCAUUGUCCAGGCUGCCUCAGCCCACCGCUUUCGUCCCCGGAUGAUAUUCAUUAGCAAGGUUACAUGCACCCUCAUUUGGCUCCUGGCCUUCAUCCUCUCAAUCCCUGAGCUGGUUCACAGUGGUGUAAAAAACGUGGACAACAAUCCCCAUUGUUCCAUCAUCGCUCACGACUUGCAGACCUUCAACGCCGGCAUCAAAGUGUCCCAGAUGGUUUUUGGCUUCUUAUUUCCCUUGCUGGUCAUGUCUGCCUGCUACCUCAUCAUCAUCAAAACAUUACUGCAGGCCCGCAACUUUGAGAAGAACAAAGCCAUCAAAGUCAUCAUCGCCGUGGUAAUUGUCUUUGUUAUCUUCCAGCUGCCCUACAACGGUGUCAUGCUGGCCAAGACCAUCUCAGCCUUCAACCACACCAGCUCGUGUGAGGAGAGCAAGCAGCUCGACGUGGCAGAUGACGUGACCUACACCCUGGCCUGCUUCCGCUGCUGCCUCAACCCUUUCCUCUAUGCCUUCAUUGGCGUCAAAUUCCGCAACGACCUCUUCAAGCUCCUGAAGGAAUUGGGCUGCCUGAGCCAGCAGCGCCUCUUGCAGCUCUCAACCUGCCGCGAGAGCAAGAGGUUCUCCUACGCCAUGGAGACAGAGACGACCACCACGUUCUCCCCAUGAGCCGAGCUCCAGGCAGGCUUUGGCCGAGCUGCAGUAGUCCUGUACACAUCCUCUGUUCUGAGCUAUUGGUAGAGCAAGACCUGCCACUACUGUAGGAAAGAGGAGAACCCAGGAGGCUCUGCCUGCUUCAGGCAACAAGCACUGCUAGCCAAUACUCCCAUGGAUGGAGAGACUCCAGUAAAGCUGGGACUAACAGCAGGGCAAGGCAGAGGGAGCCUGGUGAGUCUAGAACUUAUCCCAUCAUUUCACCUUUAUUUUAGUCUUUCCUAGUCAAAAUGAGAAAUGUUCAGAACAUUCUCCCUAAAAGCAACGAAUACCAAGAGAAGCAGACAAGAACUAAGCAAGAACUUCCGAGAGCAUCAUCCUUGCUUUGAAUGUUGCUUUUAACAGGACUGCCUAUUGCUCUUCCAUACCUACAGAAAUGAUGCCCGUGGAACUGAUCCACUCUUCAAGCCAGAACAGCACGAGCAGCCUCAGGCUCCAAGCUUGUAAGCUGUGAAGUAUCCAAGCACACCAAUCUUCACCCUGCCUUCCCCCAUGAAAAGUGAGAAAUGUCCAUAACUAAUCCUAAAGCCAUACAUAUGAUAGAUAUCAUUUCAAUAACUUCAUAUAUUAUUGUGGAAACUCUUAUGUUUCUCAAGGAAAGUACAAAUUCCACUCCAGUUCCACCUGCAUCGGGUGUUUCACCUAUAAAGAAGGUGCCUCCUAAGGAGCACAAGUGAUUCCAUCCCAAUAUUGACUUGAAUUCUUUAGAAAUGCUGCUUCACCCCGGAAAGAAAGUCUCCUUUCGCUUCUGAAAGGGCCCAAGGCCGAUGGGCUCCAAAUAACCAGGUGCCAGGAUCCUCAGGAUUUUAAAGAUUCAAGCCCAGGGCAAACCCAGGCAUUUCUUAAGGCAAAACAUUCAAAUUCUGGAUGUAGUUGUGCCCAUGGUCCAACCGCUCCAGUCUAUCAGUAUCUGAAGCUUGCUCGUACCUGGCCUUACGGGCCAUGGUGGGCACGUACACAUGGGGCCUUCUGUGCUGUUGCUUGCUGACCUCCAGAGAUAAGCAGGAACGUGGGGUUUUCUUCUCCCUUCCCAAUCGACGUGUCCUUCUAGAAGGCCUUUAGCAGCUGGCUUUGAAGUCAGGUAUGUAUUUCACUUAUAAGCUAUUGAAAACGUGUUUGGCAGUCGCACAGCCCCUGCUCAGAAAGAUGCCAUUCACUGGUGUGAUUUCAACGCAAAGGACGGUGACGUGUUCAAGAUUGCUGCCAGGGUCAGCACUUGAAAGGAAAGUGGCAGCUGAACAACAGGUUAUUGUCACGUAAAGUAAGGCCUGGAAAAGAAGCCCAGAAUGCAAUGCCAGCUGGUGCUUUUACUGCAGGGGCCAAGAUUCCUAAGGACAGACGAACACCCUGGGAACUGCUGGCGUGGGUGCAGAGCCUCACCCUCCAGAACA